GAACCAUCACAGAACAGUUGCCAAGAAGAAGAACCGAGGUAAAACCGCUUUUAUGAAUACACAAUCUGACAUUUUACGCACUGAACAGUAAUGGGAUUAAAUUACAUAAAAGUUUCUACAACAAUAUUGAAAAAACACAAAAGUUUAGUUCAUAGCCAUCUCAAGCGUGGAUAUAAGCUUACGGUAUUCAUAGGCGCAGCGCUACUCCCAGUUGUUUGACUGAUGCAAGACAUCCCUGAAGAGAUACGCCACACAUGAUCCUGUUGGUGAAGAUUAGGCCUGUGUUUGUGCGCUGAGGCUCUGGGCCAAUCGGAAUGCAGAGCAUUAAGUGUGUGGUGGUGGGGGACGGAGCAGUGGGGAAGACCUGCCUGCUGAUCUCCUACACCACCAAUGCCUUCCCCAAAGAGUACAUCCCCACCGUCUUCGACAACUACAGUGCCCAGGUGUCGGUGGACAGUCGGGUGGUCAGUCUGAACCUGUGGGACACGGCGGGUCAGGAGGAGUACGACCGGCUGCGCACGCUCUCCUACCCGCAGACCAACGUCUUCCUCAUCUGCUUCUCCAUCGCCAGCCCUCCGUCCUACGAGAACGUCAAGCACAAGUGGCACCCGGAGGUGACCCACCACUGCCCCAACACGCCCAUCCUGCUGGUGGGCACCAAGAGCGACCUGCGGGACGACCCGGAGCUGCUGAGCAAGCUGAAGGAGCAGAACCAGACCACCGUGACCCAGCAGCAGGGCGCGGCGCUGGCCCGACACAUCCACGCCAUCAAGUACCUGGAGUGCUCCGCCCUGCGUCAGGACGGCGUCAAGGAGGUGUUCGCCGAGGCCAUGAGGGCCUUCCUCAACCCCCAGCCCCCCGCCAGCGGCAAGAGGCCCUGUGUGCUCUUAUAG
This is a messenger RNA of Conger conger (European conger), 893 nucleotides long. It is a transcript of the gene rhogb, whose product is annotated as ras homolog family member Gb. The coding region runs from base 315 to 893 and encodes 192 amino acids. Gene Ontology annotation, molecular function: protein kinase binding; GTP binding; GTPase activity. NCBI's taxonomy places the organism in Eukaryota, Metazoa, Chordata, Actinopteri, Anguilliformes, Congridae. Gene Ontology annotation, biological process: cortical cytoskeleton organization; actin filament organization; regulation of actin cytoskeleton organization. The transcript is spliced from 4 exons. Gene Ontology annotation, cellular component: cell projection; cytoskeleton; cytoplasmic vesicle. The record is from RefSeq and is a predicted model, not a curated record.